UUUUUGCUCCCCGAACGCUUCCGGAGCCUUCCGAAGGACUUCCGGAAGUGUUCGGGAUUCUUCGGAGGACAAACCCACACCGCUGAUUGGUCAACGAAGGCCGAAGGGGCGGGCUGCGCACAUGUCAUCACGAGCUGACAGCAAGUGGCAACGAGAAACUUGCUCCAAACAGCGGGACAACGUUCGUCUUUCCUGUGCGAUUUGCGACCAAUUUAAGAUCGGAUAGGAUCUUUUCUGCCGUCGAAAGAUCCCUAAGAUCUUUAGCGACAACAUUUUGUGGUGUUCUAUGUUGUAUGGCCGAGAUUUGUGGCAAAAUCUCGCCCAGAAUUCCCGGGUGCUGUAUCCUAAAGGGUUGAUUGAUUUUUCCGGACCCCUCCACAUAUGAUGUAAGCUGGAAUAUCAGUACGAUCCUCUUUGAUCUAUUUGAUCCCCUCCGUAAACCCUAACCUUGAACAAGGACGAUAUUAUGAGCGGAAGACCACGGACAACAUCCUUCGCCGAGGGUAACAAGCCAGGGCACCAAGCACCAUCCUUCGGAGGGGUGAAAGUCAGCCGGGAUAAAGAUGGCAGCAAGGUGACUACUGUCGUAGCAACUCCUGGUGCAGGGCCCGAUCGGCCACAGGAAGUGGCCUACACGGACACCAAAGUGAUCGGCAAUGGGUCGUUUGGGGUGGUGUACCAGGCCCGCCUCUGCGACACAGGCGAACUCGUGGCCAUCAAAAAGGUGUUGCAGGACAAGAGAUUCAAGAACCGGGAAUUACAGAUCAUGCGGAAACUGGAACACAUCAACAUCGUGCGGCUUAGAUACUUCUUCUACUCCAGCGGAGAAAAGUUGUCCUGUCUGAGAAGGGACAAGACAGGGAAUGGAGCAGGGUCCGACUCACGGGCUGCCAGUAAAGAUGAGGUGUACUUGAAUCUAGUGUUGGACUUUGUACCAGAGACAGUAUAUAGAGUGGCUAGGCAUUACAGUAAAAACAAACAGACGAUACCUAUAUUAUAUGUAAAGUUGUACAUGUACCAGUUGUUCCGCAGUUUAGCAUACAUCCAUUCCAUGGGAGUGUGCCACAGAGAUAUCAAGCCACAGAACUUGCUACUGGACCCUGAGACAGCAGUCCUCAAGCUCAUUGACUUCGGAAGUGCAAAGCAGUUGGUACGGGGUGAGCCGAACGUGUCGUACAUCUGUUCCCGCUACUACAGAGCACCUGAACUUAUAUUUGGUGCGACAGACUACACAACUGAUAUUGACACAUGGUCAGCAGGGUGUGUUAUAGCUGAGCUGCUACUGGGGCAGCCCAUCUUCCCAGGGGACAGUGGAGUGGACCAGUUGGUAGAGAUUAUCAAGGUUCUAGGUACUCCAACUAGAGAACAAAUCAGGGAAAUGAACCCAAACUACCAGGAGUUCAAAUUUCCUCAGAUAAAGCCUCACCCCUGGAACAAGGUGUUUGGACCUCAGUCGCUGGCAGAUGCUUUAAACCCUAAUUCUAGAACACCCAGCUUUGGCAAAGGUGCCAAGGUGUUUCGACCACGCACACCACCUGAGGCCAUCAACCUCUGCAGUCGGCUGCUGGAGUACACCCCAGGGGCCAGGAUAUCUCCGCUGGAGGCCUGCACACAUCCGUUCUUUGACGAGCUACGGGACCCAAACACGAGGUUACCCAAUGGGAGAGAGCUGCCGCCACUCUUCAACUUUACUCCACAUGAGCUGUCCAUCAACCCAUCACUGAACUCACGGCUUCUACCGCCUCACUUGCAACAGCAGGGUGCUGCCCCCCUCCCCACCUCCAAUGCAGAGGCAGCCAACGCUGCCUCUUCAGAAGCUGGCACAUCAGGAGGCGGGGCCACCGCAUCAGCCUCUGGGGGGACAUAACUCUCUCUCUAACCAAUCAUGAGCUCAGGCACAAGUCUGCCUCGGGAUUGGUCGACCAAUGGCAUGAGGGCUGGUCUUUCCUCAUUCUGUUGGUCCACCAAUCAUCAGUAGGCUUACAUAUCACAGCCCUCCUUUGUCCUACCUUGGUCAAAAUGCUUGUGGCCCAUGACAGAAAUCAACAGGGUAGACCUGGCAGGCCCAUGCUGUGGUUACUGAGCUGUUUUGUCCAAUAAGUGAUCAUGUAUGAGAAACUCAUUGUGGGAGAUGCCUGGAUAUGAGCACUGUUCUUUGUAGCUUGUGUUGUCAGUGCAAAGGAAGGUUACAACCCCAGUCAACGGAAGGGGAGGGACGCUAUAGCAAACCAGAAACAACGUUGUGCACGUCUUGGAGGGUGGGUUGAAUACCACACAGCUGCAGAGGCCACUGUAAGGCCGCGUUGUAAAUGUAGAUAACUACAAGAUGACAACUUGUGAGGAAGUAGUUCCAGUUAGAUAAGAAUUGUUCAAUGUCCUGUACAUAGUCUUAUGUUUUGAGCUGAUUCUGGGUCCUGUGCGUGCACCCACUCUAUUCCAUGCUGUAGGGAUGAGAUGGCAAUGCUGUGCUCGGGGGCAAAGUUGCUGGGUCUCGCCAUCCAAGCCUCAGGGCAUGUUCUCUAUCAUGCAUGUAUGAUGUCAAUGUAUACUUAGUCUUGUCCCCGGACAAGGAGUACCCUAUACUGUACCUGUCGGCAUGUAAAUAAGCCAGAAGACAAAAAGAAGUAAUUGCCAAAUUGGUCCUGAAAGGCGUUAUGAUGACUCUAUUGUAUCAAUACUCUUACACACAGUAGAUAGUUGUAGUAGUCUGGCACAGCCCCAUAUGUACAGCACCUACCGGUACCACGUGGCAACAUGUACAGUAGGACGUGGAGUCUUGCCACCCUACCUCAGUUAGCACGUCUUGGCCAUGUCUUGUGAUCAGCUCUAGUGCAGAGGUAACUUUCUGGCAAGUUAGGAAAGAAAAAAUUUGAUUUGUUGUAAAUAUUGGUUAAAACAAUUCCAUAUUGAUAGCAUCAACCUACCCCUUUCCCUCCAGCAAUGAAUACUUAUCCCAGCUGUUCUUACAAUAGAGACACUGCUGUCUGGAGGGUAGGGGUAUCAGCAUGUGAUCAUGUGUCCUAGUGUUUGGCUCCAAAAGUUAGUUGGACUUGCUAUUUCAAGGCCCUAUGAUGUGUUAUACAGAGGUUGGCAUUUUGAGGAUUUGUACACUGUGUAAUGAAGAAACACAAGGUUGUGACACUAGUUAUAACCAUAUCAGACCACACUUCAGUACGAUUAGAGGUGCAAAUGUCCUUUCCCAGAGGAACAAUUUGAAGAAGGCAGAAAAAUUGAAUAAUUUGGGUUUUACGAAAUGAAAUCCAAUGCUCUUAUUUUGUGUACACUAGUUUUUAAGUAAAUGAGAAAAAGGCUUUUUUCCAGUUUUCAUGUGCAUGUUUUUUUAAUUUUACUCUUUCAUGGAAAAAUAAGAUAUUGAAUAUAUGGUCAGAUGGGGGUGAACUUCAGCAUGUACUAAAGUUAUAAUUCCACUCCAUGUUCCCCUCCAUGUAUCCCUGUAUGUAUUUUCUUUGUACCGUAGACAUGUGCUUCCUAAACAAAUAUGGCACCCUGGUUGUACAAAACUUUCAGCUCAGCAAAGAUACCUUUCUCUGUCAAGCUGCUACCAGCAGACCUGUAAUACAGAAAUGGCUCCAUAUAAUGUAGGUUAUCCAUGGUUGGUGGUUCCCUUUUUGUAAGUAUGUGGACAUCAAUGUUGAAUUUUAAUUUCCAAUGUUGGAUAGAUGGUGCCAGCCAGCCAUUAGUACAAUCCCACUGGUACAUUUUCUAUCAGUAUACUCUGUAUUAAUAAAUCUACCCUAUUCUGAAACCAUGA
Branchiostoma floridae (Florida lancelet) is the source of this 3772-nucleotide messenger RNA. RefSeq names its product glycogen synthase kinase-3 beta-like. NCBI's taxonomy places the organism in Eukaryota, Metazoa, Chordata, Leptocardii, Amphioxiformes, Branchiostomatidae. The transcript has 13 exons. The coding region runs from base 467 to 1867 and encodes 466 amino acids. Gene Ontology annotation, cellular component: nucleus; axon; cytosol. Gene Ontology annotation, biological process: insulin receptor signaling pathway; extrinsic apoptotic signaling pathway in absence of ligand; regulation of neuron projection development. Gene Ontology annotation, molecular function: protein serine/threonine kinase activity; ATP binding. The record is from RefSeq and is a predicted model, not a curated record.